CUUUUAUGUUUGGGAGUGUUUGAAUCGUACCUUGAUUCGAGUCGGCCGACGUGUGAAUCGGAUCACCACUCGCCUUGAGGCAGCCAAAGAGAUGUUCGAAACUGAUGGACGUCGUUCUACAUCCUCAAGUCCUGACCGGCGUCACAGAAUCAACGGUGCUGACGACGAUGAUGACGAGGACGAUCCGGACGCUGAUCCAGUCAGGCGACGACGAUUAGGCAGCAGGUCUGGUGGGAACGGUAGUAGGCGCUCUGACCGGCGUCACCUCGUCACCGGUUGUGAGCUCAUUUCAUCGGACGAGGAAGACGAUCUUGGAGGCAUCAAACUCUCAUCUGGCAGUCGUGUAGCGCGUUUGGAGGAGUCUCGCUGCGAAGCUGUUCGGAGCCAGUGCGCAGUCCUCACUUUACUACUUCACCGACAUGCACGUCUCAUGUCCGAGUUGGCGUCGGAGAUUGCGGGUGAGGAACUGGGUUUCUCUGCUGCAGGAUCAUCUUCGGCGUUGCUUCACAGCUCUGGCCAGAAGCUUGGACUUUCUAAAGAGACUUUGCAACAUGUCGCCUUCUGGCUCAAAGGCAGAUUGGUCCAAGUUGUACUUGAGCAUUAUGACCAACUGAUCCCGUAUCUGGACAAUUUGGACGAAUUCAUCUGCGGUGCUCAUCCGGAGGUGCAAGAUGUUUUUCAGCAACUUCGUGCACUUCAUGCCUGAGUAUGUACUCCAUAUUUUCUUGACGACAUUGAGUUCAACGAUCUGCCCACCUCAAUCUGGAACCCGGCCUGCCAAUCAGAAUGCCGCUUGUGGAGAGUUCCUAGUGGCAUUCUAUGUCCUCACUGUGUCCACUUUUUGAAUUUGUACCUAUUUCUGCAUUUCCAAAUUCAGCGUAUAUGUACGCAUGCGGUUGUUAUCUUUUAGUUCAACUUAUGCACGAAGUGCUAAGUGCUAACCGCAGAACUAGUUCUUCUCGAUCCCCGUGUUUCUUCCCAAGGAGGACUUUCGCUCAUGUCACUUUGAAUUAACGUCAUUGGGAUCUAACCAAGGUUAACCAGGGCAGCCACCCAGACCACUUUCGCUGGUUCUGAAAGCUAAGCGCAUUCAUCAAGGUCAUUUGAAAUCUUUUUCAAAUUUUCGCUUCUAUCUCUGAUGGAAAUUGUUUGUAUGUUUCCCGUCCAUUUAUUGAUAUUUUGCAAAUCACGCUGAACUGCCAACUGUAUCAGUACUCAUUUUUACGAAGGAGAGUUUUAGAUAAAAGUAUCUAUUUUGUCGGAGAAUCUGAA
This is a messenger RNA of Dicrocoelium dendriticum, 1272 nucleotides long. The record is from the annotation of a GenBank genome assembly. NCBI's taxonomy places the organism in Eukaryota, Metazoa, Platyhelminthes, Trematoda, Plagiorchiida, Dicrocoeliidae.